This is a messenger RNA of Tympanuchus pallidicinctus (lesser prairie-chicken), 2772 nucleotides long. RefSeq names its product zona pellucida binding protein (gene ZPBP). NCBI's taxonomy places the organism in Eukaryota, Metazoa, Chordata, Aves, Galliformes, Phasianidae. Gene Ontology annotation, cellular component: extracellular region; zona pellucida receptor complex; acrosomal vesicle. The record is from RefSeq and is a predicted model, not a curated record. Gene Ontology annotation, biological process: binding of sperm to zona pellucida; acrosome assembly.
AUGUCGCAGGGACAACGAUGGAGCGAGAUUAAGCGCUUACCGCCCGGCAGCGGGACGCUCUUAGCUGGAGCUGCCGGCGCGGCACAUGUUUCCCCGGGCUCUGAGGAUGUGAAAGCACCACGCUUUCUCUCGCCGGAGCGUAGAGGUGCUCCGCUCUGCGGCCGGGAAAGCCCCUCUGCAGAUUUCCCCGCGGCGGGUCGUCCAGCGCGCAACCCGGCCGCCGGGUGCCCGGCGGGGAUCGCUAACGGCUGCCGAGCAGCGGUACGUCGGGCGGUGGCAACUCAGAGCGCGGCCGGCGGAGGGACGCGUGGCCGCCCCCGGGCAACGGCCGCCGUCAUGUGCGGGCAGAACCUCCUGCUGCUCGGCCUCCUCAUCGUCCUGCUGCAGGCGGUCCAGGCAGGUAUGCGCCUUCACCGUACGGUGACAAAAUCUCACAGCCCAUCUACACCCACCGGUAGACGUAGGAAAGCUAAAGGGUUAUUUUCCUCAAAAGCGAACAUUCAGUACUCAGGAAGUGCAGAGUCAGGAAGCAAUAGCUUAAAAAUAGUGGGAUCCAUCUUAUUUCCAGUGAAAGUUUAUGUCAAGCUGGAUCACAGCAGUCCACAUAUUCUAUGUGUCACAAAUCACCUACGAAACUCAGAAUUGAUUGAUCCAGUAUUCCGGUGGAAUGGACCAGGUGGUUAUCUUUCUUCAGAAAAUAGCAGUGUGCAAAUAUCACCAACGGGAACUUUAAUAUUUGGACACUUCAGAUCUGACCUGAGUGGAGUUUACACUUGUUCCCUUGUUUAUAAGCUUAUUGCUGCACAACCUGAUAAAAGACUCACAAUAAAAUAUCUUAUUUAUGCUUAUUCUGAUCCUCAGUAUUACUAUGAGUUGACAGUCCAGUACCAUGCAGCCCCCUGCAAUAGUUUUCGUAAUACUUCUUUUGGGAAGGCGCUGCUUCAGAUACUCAGCAAGCUCAUUGCUGACCUUUCAUGUGAGGUUUCACUAAUUAAGUCAGAAUGCCACCAUGUAAAAAUGCAGAGAGGAGGCCUACAGAACGAAAUGUUCUUUACAUUUUCAGUUACUUGCUUAGACACAGAAAACAACAAACUAUGUCUGCAAAGUGCUUGUGAUGCACCUCAUAGAUUAUACAAGGCAAAGGACCUCAUAGAGAGAUUCUUUAAGAAAGAGGUGGAAAUUAGGAAGAAAAGUUCUGAACCAUUGCCUGAAAUAUACUACAUUGAAGGUACACUGCAAAUGGUGUGGGUUGAUCGUUGCUACCCAGGAUAUGGAGUGAAUGCUGUAAGGCAUCCAGACUGCCCAGAGUGUUGUGUUAUCUGCAGCCCAAGAUCUUACAAUCCCAGUAAUGGAAUUCACUGUCUUCAGUGUGACACCAGUUUGAUAUACGGAGCAACAACAUGCUGACAAUAGAGGGAAUGGCAAAGCUGCAAUAGCUCUCAUGCAUUUUAACCUGGUAAUAUUAAUAAAUUUUUUAUUAAAAUAUUUAUAUAUUUACCUGAGUACAGUUUGUUCUGGUUACGUCAAUAGGAUACUAUUGUUUUUAAGAAAUAAUGAUUCAUCUGUAUAUUCUAGUUUGCAUCACUUAGGAGUACUUCAUUUUUAAGGUCUUUGUAACUACCCACCAGAUUAAGAGCAGUGAAGAUAAUUAACUAUUUAAAUCAAAAGAAAAAAAGAAAAAAGGUGGAGCUAUUUUGCUUAGUUUGUUCUUUGUUCCAGUCAUCUCCUGUUGACAUAGAUUAGCAUAAGGACUCUGUACAGCAGCUUUCAUCUGCUUGACUGUUCAGUCUUUGGUUAGGAGAACUGUAGUGAGCAGCUCAAUAUAGCACCAAGUACAAAAACAUGAACAAAACUUUCUUCCAAGGUGAACUAUAAUAGUAAUACUUCAGAAACUUCUUUUCAAAUAAUGUAAAAUUUCUUAGGUUGUGCAUCUGUUCUACCAUUAAAGAUAGCAGUUUCAGCUAACAUGCUUUUACCUGAAGAAAACAAACAAUAGCAUAAAAUACCAUGACAAUUUUUAUGACACUCAUUCUUUACUUUUGUAAAAGUGUCAAGAAUUAGUGAGUUGAUGGCUUAAUGCAAUCCUUGUUACUUAUUAGUAGCUUCAUUUCAAUUGGUAUUCUGUAACAGAAUUCUGUUUUAAAUCCUAUUUAUACAUUCCCUCUGUUAGCUGCAAGACCAUGAGAGCUAGAUGUGUGUAGGUCAUUUUUAGCCCUUUGUCAUCUGAAAAACGGGGUUUCCAUGUAAUUCUGUUUUAAAGCACAAGUAUGAACGUCAGGUUUAAAAACAUUCAUCUUUGCAUGUUUUCUUUUCAAAAAAGGACUUAAAAAUACUGUACUACUUCUAAGAAGUAACUUUUAAACAUGACACUGCUUAUUUGUUGAUCAUUAGCAUAAACAGCGUAACAAGCAGAAUAUAUAAAAUAGCUAUUUUUAUCAAAUGCCACUUGAAAAUAAAUAGCUGAGAAAGAGCACGUUAAAAAAAAACAUUUAGUACUUAGGAAAUCCAACUCUGUUAAACUGUAAUCCGUAGAAUGUCUGAAGGCUAUCCAGUCCUUAUUUUCACUUGGUAAUAAGAAAUAAAUGGACCGCAAAUGAGAGGAGUCAUUACAUUUGGUUGGAGUACUGCACAUCCUUACGUUAUCUUCAUAAUUUCCCAAUCACGAUGGCACUAAAUUAGUUAGCAUUAGUUUGAAGAAUCAGUGGCUAAAGAGAAAGCACAUUUUGCAGUAUUACUUUCCAAAAAUAUGGAGUUUGUUUUGGUAAAAAAAAC